UUUUGUAAGUUUUAUUUUUAAAGGUAUUGUGUAAUCUGGGAUUACUAAACCUGUCGUUCUCAUGACAGAAUCAAAAAGGAAUAUCAGGUUAACUUGGUGAACCAAAUUAAAGCACGGUGAAAUUUCGCAGCCAGUUAUGGACACGAACGAGCACGAUCCUAGCGAUGGCGAAUGGUAUCUGGAUCCUGAAUCACUGUACCAGAACCUGCUAGCCCAUAAGAUGAAUCUAGAUUUGGGAGCAGCUUCGAAACAAUCUGGAGAUUCUGCUGCUGAAAAAGCUCAAGCCUUACGGACUCUUCUAACUACGAACUCGUUCAGUGAGCAAACAAGCGAUUCCCAAUCCGGCUGGCACAUGGAGCGACUGGAGAAGUACACCGCGUUGAUGGAUGGGACAAUAGAAAACGGCGGACUUAACAAUCACCGGGGUGCUGUCGAGCAGCGUUUAACGGGAGUCAAUCCAGUCCAUUCGACGUGGAAAGUCGAAGAAAGCAUCCCGAGCAUGCCCACCGACGCCGAUAUUGAAGAGCAUAUUUUGUCGGCUGAACAGUUCCGAGCUGUUUACCAAGAUCCGCUGAAAGCAGCUCAGGCGAAAUUUUCAAGUGGAAUUCAGCCCGCAAGAGUUGUGGCGAAGCGAAAAGCCGUACCAGCGAAUUCCGGCUUCACCGUUCCCAGGAGAGACACUUCGCGAAUUAAUAAUCCCGCUGUUUUGCCCGAAAAGCUCGGACACAGUCAGAGUGGCUCUGUUGAAGGGCCGCGCCCACCUGAAUCGGAAACUGUUGCCGCACCGUCCUCAUUCAAAACUGCCAAAGAACAGCUGGUUGUUGAAAUGGUCGAAAAGGGUGAGACUGUUCCGGCUGAAUUGAAGGCCGGAGCGCGCCCUUUGUCGCAGCCUUUUGUAGCACCCGUGUCUGAGCGAAAUAGACUUCCGCCUAUGGCAGCGAAGUCCAAGGAUGAAAACGAAAUGUCAAAACUAGUGGAGAUGUUUGAAGAAUAUGUGGUCACUCCGGAAGACCUUUGCGAUGUGGGGGAAGUAGUUGGUUUGGACGAUGUGAAACAAAAUCUGGAGCUGUCCGUUAUUUUGCCGUUAAUGGUGGAGUGUUCCGGACUUAAUAUACCACCCAAAGGACUUUUACUGUUUGGCCCACCCGGAACCGGGAAGACACUGAUUGGUAGGUGGGUUGCUGCGCAGUUGGUGAAAGGAAAUGACGAUUGGAAACGGACUGUGUUUAUCUCUGUUACCCCAUCAACCCUCACAUCGAAGUGGACCGGGGAGAGCGAGAAGUUAGUGCGCGCCAUGUUCCAGUAUGCCCGUACGAAGGCGCCGGCUGUCAUUUUAUGGAUGAAGUCGAUGCCCUUUUGA
Molecule: messenger RNA, 1360 nt
Organism: Paramacrobiotus metropolitanus
Lineage: Eukaryota; Metazoa; Tardigrada; Eutardigrada; Parachela; Macrobiotidae
Product: spastin-like
Exons: 6
Coding region: 137-1360 (407 amino acids)
Molecular function (GO): ATP binding; ATP hydrolysis activity
Source: RefSeq, a predicted model, not a curated record